This is a messenger RNA of Polychytrium aggregatum, 1077 nucleotides long. RefSeq lists its product as uncharacterized. The coding region runs from base 212 to 832 and encodes 206 amino acids. The record is from RefSeq and is a predicted model, not a curated record. The transcript is spliced from 2 exons. Lineage: Eukaryota; Fungi; Chytridiomycota; Chytridiomycetes; Polychytriales.
UGUUGUGCCACGUCCAUUCCCUUUUCAGCGACCAGCCAUUUUUGUGCUUUUGGGGGCCUCCACCAAAAACUCGCUGGCCUGGCUCUCCCCUCCUCCUUCCCUCGCCGCCAUCGUCCUCGCAAGAUUUCGGUCCCGCACAAACCCGAUCGCCCCUCGAUCUGCCCCUCUGUCCCCGCCCUUCGUACUCCCACCCAUCAUCCCAUCCGUCGCCAUGUCGUCCCUGGCCUCCGGCUUUUCCUCCAUCGCCAACCUCAAGUCCUUCACCAUCGCCUCGGCCAUCUUUGGUCUGUCGCUCUCGGCGGUCGUGCGGAUCUCCAAGCUGAUUGUGUCGGAGCAGCACCCCGAGCCCUACGCCAUUCCCGUCUCGUUCCAGCAGUACUUUGCUUCCUACACCGUUGCCGAUCUCAAGGCCGCCCUUGGCUCGUACUCCCAGAACGAUGUCACUCUCUACAAGGUCCUCCUGGGAAUCAACCUCGUCUAUGCCCUCUCCCUGGCUGUUGCCUCGUCGGUCAUCAUCGCAAAGUUCUGCAAGUACGCCAAGCUCCCCGGCGUCGCUCAGACCCUGAACUUGAUUCCCUUUGGCUCGGCCUUCUUUGGCAUCAGCGAGACCGCCAACAUCCUACUGUACCUGGCUCAGGAGGAUAGCGGCAAGGACAGCUUCCUGGCCAGUGCCGCCUUUGCCUCCGUCAAGCGCUCCUAUGCCGCCGUUGUGUCGUCCGUCGUCGUCGGCUUGGCUGCGACUCUGUUCGUUGUCUUCUGGUCGGGCUCCAUCGGCCGCGACUCGCGACAAAAGAUCCCCAAGGCCAACGCCAAGGCCAAGAAGACCAAGUAAAAAACAAUAAUCGGGCCAAGGAUAUGAAUAUUGGGGGUGAAGUGUGUUUGGCUCUGUCACUGAGAUUGCCUUACAGAUGGGUGUCGAUCUGAGCCCACAAACAGACAAAGCUCGUCGGAAAUGCAUGCACCGCUGGCUUUCGAGGCUCUGCCACCAGCCUGGCCUGCCCAUAUAGAUCGUUCUGUAUCAUUUAAACCAAUACAAUGCGGUCCAUUACAGGCGAUCCUUUAAAAACGGGACCUUGA